CACGAGGGUGAGGGCGUGGUUACCUCACCCCAAUCCAACUCAUACUGUACUCUCUCUACCUUCCUUCUUCUGCUCGGACUGGAGGACGUACAGACUUUCGGCUCGAGACUCCAGACUCUCCGCUCUCUGGAUACUGAGUCGGGCUGAAGUUGCUGGUCGGUCAUGGCUCGUGAGGACACAUGGUUAAGAAGAGUGCGGGAGUUGUGAGAAGUCAGGAAUGCUUCCUCCUGCCGGGCCGGUCUGUGUGUGUGGGACUGGGAGUGGAUUUCAACGCCCUGUUCGCUGCUCCAGGUCCAGCCUGACCCAUGGAGGAUGGAGCGGCCAGCAGCCAAACACCAGCUGAGCUCAGUCCAGCGCUGAGGAAAGCGGGCGAGUUCAGAGUGUACAGAAGGCGAUGGUUCGUCCUGUGUGUACUCUGCCUGCUGAACUGCUCCAAUUCAGUGCAAUGGCUGACCUUUGCUCCUGUGGCGGAUCAAACAGCAGAGGACCUGCAAGUGUCUCUGGAUGAGGUCAACUGGCUCUCUGUCGUCUACAUGGUGGUGGCCAUCCCUAUCAGCUUCAUCACCACAUGGAUGCUGGAUACACUGGGAUUGCGGCUAACUAUGAUCCUGGGCUCCUGGCUCAACAUGGCUGGUAGUGCACUGCGGGUGGUCGGAGUGCUCAGCUAUGUCCCAGAGUGGUCCAUGUUCCCUGUGGUCAUGGCAGGGCAGUCUCUGUGUGCUCUGGCCCAGCCUCUGGUUAUCUUCUCCCCCACCAAACUGGCAGCACUCUGGUUUCCUGAGCACCAGCGUGCUACAGCUAACAUGAUCGCCUCAAUGUCAAAUCCCCUUGGACUGCUGAUUGCUAAUGUCUUCUCUCCCAUGAUCAUUAGCAACACCAACAGUCUUCUUACACUGCUCAUCAUAUACGCUACACCUGCCGCCGUAGUCUGUUUCCUAGCAACAGUGGGGAUCCGGGAGGGUGUUCCCCCAACGCCCCCCUCUGCCAGUGCAGAGACCUCCAGCUCAGAACCUUUCAUACAAGGCAUUAAACUGCUGAUGAAGAAUAAGGCCUAUCUAAUCCUGCUACUGUGUUUCGGCUCAGGCAUCGCCAUCUUCACCUGUUUCUCCACACUGCUGGAGCAGAUGCUCUGUGUCAAAGGCUACUCGAGCGAUUUCGCCGGACUGUGUGGAGCUCUCUUCAUCGUGUUCGGGGUGAUCGGUGCCGGCCUUCUUGGCCUUUUUGUGGACAAGACAAAGAAGUUCACAGAGGCCACCAAAAUAAACAUGUGCCUUACGUCUCUGACAUGCUCUGUGUUUGCAGUGGUUUCGCAGAUGCGGGAGCAGAAAGCUUUAGUCUGUGCAGUUUGUGCUCUCUUUGGCUUAUUUGGAUUCGCCAUUUAUCCAGUUGCCAUGGAGUUGUCUGUAGAAUGCUCCUAUCCAGUCGGAGAGGCAACAUCAGCUGGUCUGAUCUUUAUUUCAGGGCAGAUCCAGUCCAUCAUCUACAUUGUGCUACUGCAGGCUCUAACAAAGAGGAUGGCAGGUUCGCCGAUCUCCUUGUGUGCUACUGGUGGUGAUGCCAACUUAAGCUGGAAGGUGCCGGUGCUCGUGAUGGCAGGGCUGUGCUGUGUGGGUUCCUGCUGCUUCGUGAUCUUCUUCCACACCGAGUACCGACGACUCCAUGCAGAGGCCGACGCAGCCGCAGACGCCUCAGCACAGACGGGGUCAGAGCGCACACAGAGAUGAGACACAGACGCUGCUAACGCAUAGAGAUUUGACCUCGGACACAAAGCCACUGGACAAACAGCAAUACAGACCUCUGAGUCACUGUGUACUGUAAUGAUGCUUUUUGAAAAAUUCUUUUUAUGUCCCUGCUUGGCAUUUAAAACAUGCAGUAGUAUCAUGUUUACAGCCUGUUCUGGUUUUCACUUGUAUAUUAUGUUCUUAUUUUAGUUAUUGUUACUAAUUAUUUACAAACGAAGGCCUCAACAUUCCAAGAGAUAUGUUAAUGUGCUGUAAAUCUUUAAUUGUAACACUUUUGUAAACUAACAUUUUAAAUAACUUAUUUUUUGAGCAAUUUAAAUAAUAAUAAUAAUAAUAAUAGGAAAAUACUGAUUCUGAACCAGCCCUGCUAAGCUUUGUAAUGCCAUUUACACACCAGCAUUUUUGUGCAAUGAUAUACAUUAGGGUACAUUAUCAAUUUAUGCUGCUUCUCUCUUUAGUCAUUCCACAGGCAGCACUACCCAUAUACCUAAAAGAAAUUACAAUCCUGGUACUGCAUGAGCAACAUAUCCAAUAAAAUCUACAGGCAUGUAUAAGCCAAGUUUCAAAUGUGUAACAAUGUUGAAGCUGGAUUACUAGCUGUAAAAGUAAUUGUGAUAUCCACUCAGUCACUUAAUUAUGCACUAUUCUUUUAAAGACACACUAGUUCUGCAUCUAAUCAUUCUAUUGAUUUAUAAGAAUUGACAACAAAUGUGAUACUUGUACAAUAUAUCAAUGAGUUUGUUCCAAAGAUAGAUUUGUUUUUAGAACUAACUUCAUUAAAAAUAAAUUAGCUGUCACAGUA
Molecule: messenger RNA, 2544 nt
Organism: Pygocentrus nattereri (red-bellied piranha)
Lineage: Eukaryota; Metazoa; Chordata; Actinopteri; Characiformes; Serrasalmidae
Gene: slc49a3
Product: solute carrier family 49 member 3
Exons: 10
Coding region: 306-1724 (472 amino acids)
Biological process (GO): transmembrane transport
Cellular component (GO): membrane
Molecular function (GO): transmembrane transporter activity
Source: RefSeq, a predicted model, not a curated record